UCAUGCAGGACCCUACCCCAGAACGCGGCGGUAGCCCCCGCCCCGCUGAGGAGAGGCAGGGGGCGGCGGCGGCGGCGCCGGCGGCGGCGACGACGACGACGAGCGGCGAGGCCUCCUGGCUGCAGAGGGUCUUUGAGGAAGUGCGGGGCUCCUCCCAGCUGAGCGUGGCCCCCGCGGAGCCGCCCCCCGUCACGGUGGUGGCGGUGGAGCGCUACCUGGCCGAGUCGCCGUCGCCUUUGCCGCCGCCGCCGCCGCCCGCCCCUCGGUACUGGUACGACGUGACCCUGGCGGACGGCGCGUGCCAGGAGCGGUGCUACCUGGCGCCGCGCCUCAACGGCCUGGUGCAGCGCGCGCACCUGCGCCCCGGCGCGCGCCUGCGCCUCACCCGCUGCUCUUACCUGUACGACGAGAAGCGCCUCAACUACGGGUUCCUCUGCCUGGAGGAGCUGGAGAGGGUCGGGGGAGCCGGGCCCCCCGUCUCCCCUCCCCGCCCGCCCGCCGCCCCUCCGCGGGAGCCGCCCCUCCGCGGGAAGAAGAAGCACUACCUGCCGCUGUGGAACAACGAGGAUCCCUACGGAGACAUGUGGGUGGCGGACAAGCCCCAGGCGCCGGUGGACGUCGACGUCUCCAAGCUGACUUCUCUUGGUCAGCUGGAAAUGACGUGGAGAAGCAGAGUUCACUUCCAUCCACUUCUUGUGAGAGUCCUGCACAAAUCUAGACUAAGGUACUACGGGAAACCAGAGAAAAAAAUGGAUAUGCCUUAUCAGGCUUACUUUGAAGUUGCUGAUGGUUCAGGCAUGAUGUCCAUGGUUUUGUGGAAUUCAUUAUGUCCUGAAUGGUAUAACAGUGUGAAGGUUGGCACGGUACUGCUCCUUGAACAGUAUGCUAUCAAAACCAGUUAUCCAUUUAAAACACUGCCAACCCCAGGGGAUUCACAGAUGAAGAGAUUUGCUACAAUUGAAAUCAGCCUUAAUGUUCGAGACCCUCCUACUAAAAUAAGUAUUAUUCCAGAAGAAAUGGUUAAGCCAGAGUGGGGAUUACCUGAAGUUAAAUAUCGGUUUAUCACAAGGUCAGAACUCGAUGACUUACCAAACAAUCAUUCCUGUGAUGUUAUUGGUCUUGUGACAUUUGUAGGAAGGGCUGAACGAGCAAGAAAGAGAGAACAUGGUGAAGAUUUCUGGCUCUAUCGUUGGGCACAUGCCAUUGAUGGGACCUCAGACCAACCAUUCAUACUGGAAUUAUUUGCAACUUCUCAGCCAGAUGUGUUUGAGCAUAUUCACCCAAUGACAUAUUUGGUGUGUACACAGAUGAGAGUGGUACGGGACCUCACUGACAAUCCUUCCAGCACAAUUUACCUUACGACUUCAAAUGAAAGUCAAAUAUUCAUUACAGGGUGGCACAAGGGCCAGCCAUACACCAAGGAUACCAAAGUGAAAAACUUCAUUCAGUGGACUAAAACACAAAGCGAAGCAGAUCAAAUGAAGAAAACUGUCAUUGGUGGCUAUUAUCCUUUUCCACGACCUCCAAAUAACUUUUUGAAAUAUUGUAAAAACAAUAAAGUUGAAUCGGUUUUGAAAGCCAUAGGUGAAACGGGGAAAGAGAUUGAAGACUUGCACUACAGAGAACACAAGCGCAUUGCUGUUCAGGGAAUAAUUAGUGCCAUAAGAUACGUAAGCUGUAGCAAUGCAACUGAAGAAGCCUCAGGAGUGGAACUUGUUCAGAAAGAUACUUCUCAGUCUCUUGAAAGUUCUGCUGUGUCCAAAGAAGACUGUGGUCACAAGGGAAAAAACACCAACCUUCAAAAUAAAGAAGUUAAGUCUUUUCUGGGGCAACAUUGCACUCCUGGGGAACAACAUCAACACCCAACUCUACUGCCAAAAAAGAGUUCAGUCAAGAGAAAGAUACCGUGCAGAUUAAAUACAGAUGCAGAACAGGGAAGUGCAUCUGUUAUUCCUGUAUCAUCUUACCCCUAUUUCACACGGUCUGCAAGAAGAAAAUGUGGCUUGGAUGAAUGUCAACAUGAAGAUUCUGUGCAAGAUAAAAAUGAACAGGCUGUAUCAGAUGGUUUACAGUGCUGCACAGACCAAGAAGGAAUGAGUGAUGUACCUGAAACUGAAGAGACUGGAAGAACUUAUGAUUCAUGGCAGAGUGACCUGUGGGCACAAGUAAAAGACAAGUUAAUGAAAUAUUUGCAUCACAGCGCAAUUUUCCCGGAAAGCAUCCCACGUAAAUUUGAUUAUGUGCACAAAGACUUACUUAUGCAACAGUACAACCUUCAUGCAGCAGUGCACCAGCCAAAAGAAACCAGAACAGAUAAAAAUAUCGAUGAGUUUAAAAGUGCUAGUGGCCUUGGGUAUUAUGAAGUGACGGUUCUGGGUAUAAACCAUGACGUAGCAAUAGAUGUUGCAUUUCUUCCACUGUUUUGUCCUGAAGUUCCCCACUUAUUUCAACUAGAAGACAUUCAAAAUGAUAGAUUAUUGUCUUGUAUGAGUUGCAUCUCUGCAUGUCAGCAGAAGGCCACUAGCAAUGGAAGGCUUUGUGACAUGUUUCCGCUUUCGAAUGAAAUUGUAGAAGCAGCGAUGGAUCUAGAUGGCAAACAUGUUGUCUGCGUCUUGGACAUCUGUCACUUGGGUGAUGAUAAGGUGGAAGUCUUUCUGAGCAAAAUCUACAAGACAAUGGAACCUGGUGUGCUGGAUCCAGUGUAAUUUAAUAACUUAUUUUUCAAAUUUUUAUUGUUCGAAAGGAGGGAAAUAAAAUUGCUGUAACUUGAAUACACCCUCUACACAUUGCACUUUUCUAGAACUGGUAAACACAAACAUAAAAUUAUGAUUCUUAGAGCAAUUGUAAUGGUCAUCCAUGUAACUGAGAAGGACAAUUUUUGCCUUUAUUUUUCGGCAGUCUUGAAACAGAUUACACAAUGUCUUGGUUACCUAUGUUCAAGAAGGAUGAAUAGACAAUACGGUGAGCUUAUCUUUUGAUAGGAUACCAAGGAGUAUGAUUGUCAUCUCUCUGCCUGUGCAUAUACAUACACAGGAAAUGUAUACAUCAGGGUGAGAACUGAGAAGAGAGGCAGGCUUUCCCAAUAUUAAAGGCAGUGUUUGCAAAAGCAUUAACUGGCUGUGAUAUAAAUUUAGGCUGGAAAUUAGAAUAAUUUUAAGGAUUAGAGCUAUUAUGUCCCAUAGUGAUCUUUUAUUGGGAGGUACUAGGGGCAGCCUAACUUCAGCCUAACAGGCUUGAAGCUUACUGUGUUUGUGAAAGGGAUUAAAUAUCACGGUGCCUUUAGUAUCCGGGACUGGUCUCAGUGGCCCAAGAAGCCACUUUCAGUUCUUUUUACCUGAGGAAGGUCAAAUGCUGUGUUUUUAUAUGUCUGCUUUUGUAUAUACAGCGCCAGGUAGUGAGUGCAGCACCCAAAAGUUUUUAACAUAUUUUAUUUAUUAAUAAAAAAAAUAAUGAAAUCUUUUAAAAAAGAAACUUUAUUAGUGGAACUUGCUUCUAGCUUGUCAAGAGAAAAACUGUCUUUAAGGAGUGCUUAGCAUGGCAGGAUACACAGUUUCUCACACCAUUAGGUUUUUUCCUACUGAUCACCACAAUCCUUUUUCUUGUUAGUAAUAGCUGUAUUCUGAGUACAUGAAGGAGCUCAGCAGCUGUGAGAAGCUGCUACUUCUGCAAGAGCAAGAAACUAUAAAAUUCUGUCAACUUUUUGCCUAUGUACUAAGUAGCAGCUGGCUCCUGCUGAGUUCAGAACCAAGUCCCACUUUUUCCUCCCAUGACAAACAGCCUCAAAUAAUUUAUACAACCAGAUCCUUAGGAAAUUAUUCUCAAGCAGGAGCUGAAACACAUUGCUGUUUGACAACUUGUCCAUGUGAAAUGCUGGUCUCAGUUCAAUUCUUUGAGAAGUAAUGAUUGCAUUAUGGAAGCUUGCCAAUUAAAUUGUACCAUUAUUAACGAAAGCCCACAGAGUUAAUUUAUAGGAACAAAUUUAUUCUUUUGUGGAAAACUUCUAGGCACAUUUUAGCAGCCUGUUGGUAAUUCAGGAGUAUCUCUUUCAACUAGUAGCUCGCUCAUCUGCCCUGGGGACAGUGGACUUUGUCUUCAAGUACUUAAAUUCUGUACCUCAACUUCAGUUAAUGGUAACAGAAGAAGAAACGUAAUUGUCUUUAUUAUAGUACAAGUUCAUAGGCAACUUCAGAUGAAAAGUAAAAGCCUUAACAUUGAAAUUAUUCUGUCUCUCUAGUGUGGUUUACAGUUUUAAAAUGUAUUAAUGAGAAAAGUUUAACUUAAAUUGUACAGGGACUAAAAGCUAAUUAAAUGUGACUAUGUAUUGUAUGUUUAUAUUUUGUAUGGUUCAUAUAGUGUUAGUUCUAGAGCAAUGUUUGUCAACCCAUGCCUUUCAGGGUACAUUGUAACCUUGCCACUGAAGGCAAAAUGAAAACAUACCAACCCGAGAAGAGCACGGUGUUGGUUGCAAUAUGUUAUUUGUGUAAUUUUGUUGCUUAUGGGUAUGUGAAGAUUAGAGGUCAUUGCUCUAGACUGAGAGAGAUUAGCACCAGCACUUCGUGUACCAAACUGAGCCAUGCUGACUGUGUCAGCCAGUAUUUUUUAUUUAGAUAUACUUCAGGUCGAAGUCUAAUUUUAAUGAAACCGUUAUUUCUAGACAUAAUUUUUAAAGUAAUUAUCUUUGUAUGAAAGGACUGGUGUGGCUAACGCUGACAGAGCCACUCUAUUCGGUUGUUCUAGCCACUCCAUCCAUCCCUUGCAACAGAAAUGCAGCAAAGGCUGUUUGCCACAUUGCACUGCUUACUAUGCUUUAAACAUGUAGCAUUAAUCAUUUCAUCCUCCAUGUUAGGAAUUCCUAACUCUAAAAGAAAUAUCAGAAUGGUGUGGAAUAUGUGUAAUAUGAUCUUGAGACUUUAAGGUAUAUAAUUUUAUUUUACAGAAGUGUUGUUUGAAAUUUUUCAUGGCAAAAGCAGGAAGGAGAGAUAUUUACUCCUGCAGAAUGAAGUGCCAAUGUUAGAAGUACAGGCUCUCUGUGUGUAGCUAGAGAAUAUUCAAUGCCUGUAGUAGAUCUGGAGUUUCAGUACUCGGGGUCAUUCUGUAGAGGCACUUACCCCACCCCUGUAAGUUAACACUGAACUUAAUAUGCCAACUUCAGUUUCUGAAGUGUUGCAGUGUUAAUAUAUGGUUCCACCACUCCUCCACUUCCUCCCUGCCAAACCAGCACUGUAGCACUGGGCAAAGGUCCUCUCUGCAAAGAAACUACCUGCUGGUUUGUUUUACUUGGUGUUUAUUGACGGAAGUAUAAAACCAAACUAUUUUUGAUCCCGAGUCUGUCAAAACAUGUUAAUUUUGCUGUGUUAAACCAAGAUAGAGAAUCUUUAUUCCUGCAAAAUGUCAUAGGAAUCAUCUUUCUUGCUGCUGUGUAUUGCUACUGCUGAGGGUAAAAUACUAUCAGAGCACAUUCCCUAACUGUAGAAUUCAUACCCAACUCUAAAAUCUUAACAUUUGCAUGUUUUUUAUGUUUCCAGCAUUAAUUUCAAAGAAAACCGGGGAAGGUAUACUGUAUGUAGCUAAUGGUACUUUUGAGUAUAUAAAACUUGCUAAAUCAUAGAUCUUAGAGUUAAGAUCAGUUUUGAAUUAAUGUGAUGUAGAAUUAGUGCAACACUGAA
Molecule: messenger RNA, 5666 nt
Organism: Haliaeetus leucocephalus (bald eagle)
Lineage: Eukaryota; Metazoa; Chordata; Aves; Accipitriformes; Accipitridae
Gene: RADX
Product: chromosome unknown open reading frame, human CXorf57
Biological process (GO): regulation of DNA repair
Cellular component (GO): replication fork
Molecular function (GO): single-stranded DNA binding
Source: RefSeq, a predicted model, not a curated record